Molecule: messenger RNA, 1918 nt
Organism: Frankliniella occidentalis (western flower thrips)
Lineage: Eukaryota; Metazoa; Arthropoda; Insecta; Thysanoptera; Thripidae
Exons: 7
Coding region: 510-1424 (304 amino acids)
Source: RefSeq, a predicted model, not a curated record
AAGGAAAGUAUUUCUUUUUGAAAUAAACUGACAAUAGUGAGCUCUAGUUGAUGAAUAAAUAAAUAGUGUUUGCAGUUUUGGCUUGGCCCAAUAAAGAAACACUGAGGUUAAGUUGCAUUCUUAUGAUAAAAAAGAGUCAACUCGACCAAUUUGAAAGAAGAUUUUACUAGCCCAUGUCCAAAAGUAAUAUAUGAUAUUUAGCAGAAGUGAACUAACAUUUAAACACAUUCAUACACAAAACACGGUCGCUGCUAUGAACUUGUAUUGCGAACAUCUCUGGUUGCAUCAUCGCUCUUUGUAACGCUAACGAAAUAAAACGUACCUUGAGUGAUCAUUCUCGUAUCUCAUAAUCAAUCAACAAUCAACAAUCAAUUUAAAAAAACGUUCACGUCGCGGUCGCGAUAUGAACGAGGACGCUGAGUCUGAUCAAGACUAGAGGCGCGAUGGUUAGGGGCAACUGACUCGCGCUCACCGGGCGGGAGAGAAGCCGAACGAACGAAGUGAGGUCAAUGACCUUGCUCGGCAACAAUACAACUCGAGGCAGCAGCUUCACAGCCAGACGGCCAGACGCCAGAGUGGUGCGUGCGGUGCGUUGCUCGUUUUGGCGCGCGAGACGUCUUGUUCGUACAGAACACAACAAACCUAGAUUUUUUUGCGUAAAUAUCUGCUGUCGUGUGAUAACCAAAGCCACAAAAAUGUCUGAACAGAAGUACAGGAGUCUGUACAAACAGUACAAAAGAAGGUAUUUGCAGAUGGCUUUUGAAAAUAAAAGAAUGGAGGCUGUCUUGCAAGGUUGUAGGAAUUUGCUGAAUGGCUCUUUUGAUCUUGGUAUUCAACGUCAACGUGUGAUGGUAUCAACUCCCAAAAGUUCUGAGUCAUUGCCACGAAAGCUGUGCUUCUCAAGUGUUGAUGAAACCAGUUCAGACAGUGAUAGUGCUAUACUUGAGAGCGGGGCAAAUAAAUGGGAAUGUCUCUCCGAUAAGGAUAAAGAUAGGCUGAACUAUAGUCGUUCCAAGAACACACCUCCUGCAGAACUGGACGAAACUUACUACGAGCCUGCAGAAAAAAAUAAAUGUGACAACACCAAUGAGAGAAGCGUUCGGAAAGAAGGUGCAACCACCAACACCCCCAAAAGGUCCAACACUCCUAAUAAGAAGUAUGAGACUAGGUCGAACACGGCCAAGACACCUCAGAAACUGGUUAAGAAGAAACCAAAAAAGAAAACACCAGAACAUGUAUGCAAGUGGCCACGAUGUGAAGAGCAUCAUAAGUUUCGUGUUUCAAGUAAGCGAGAAUUGGAAAAGUUGUCGCCCAAAAGUAGGAAAAUGGCAACAAGAGACAGAGUACCAUCACCAAAAAAUUAUUGGGAUUUGAACAUGCCCUCCACACAAGAAAUACGGUCCAGAAAUCAAGAACUUGAUUAAUGAAAAUGUCUACCUGUCAACAAUAGAUUUUGUGUGGUGUAUUAUAAUUUAUAUUUUCUCUCAGAAUUCACUAUUGUCUUUACGUACCUUUUACUGCUAAGUGUUAUUCCUGCUCAAUUUUUAAUUUUAACUUAAAAUUGUAACUUUUGAGUGUACUAGUGUUCAGGUCAUGUGUAUGAAUCUUAUAUUUUUAACUUGUUGAAAUUGUAGCUUCUGUUAUGAGAGUACUAUGUGUUCAAGUCCUGCAUGAAUUUUAUUUAUUUAAAUGUUGCUUCUUAGCUUAUUUGUAAUUUGACUUGAUCUUUAAUUUAAAUGUAUAGAUGCAUGAUUUAAUACAAUAUCCUUUAGUACUGGUGUAACUCCAGCGUUAUUGUUAGUUUUAUCUUGAUAUUGUAACAUUGUAACCUAUUAUCUGUUGAUUUACAAACUCAUUUUCCUUUAUUGUUUGGUUGCGCACACUUGUAAAAUAAAAUAAAACAACAGUUGAACACGUC